AUGGAGGGCAACAGAGAUGAUGCUUUAAAAUGUCGUCGACUUGCAGAGAAAUGUCUUAAGGAAGGGAACAAGGAAAAGGCUUUAAAACUCCUUCAGAAAUCUCUGCGACUGUAUCCUACAAAACAAGUCGAAGGUUGGUGAAAAUCGUGUUGUGUUCAUGAGUGAAAGCUGUUUAAAGUAAGCGCUCACUUUCUGAAACAGUUGGAUGUCGUAACCGGCAAAAAUUUUUCGUGUUAGUUUUUGUUCACUUUUCUACUUUGGUGUUUGUUUUAAACUACAUCGUCACGUCGGCAGGAGCUCUUAAGCCCCAUAUGACACAUUUGCUCUGAAUUCGUCGAACUUUUGUUUCAAGUCUAAAGUCAAGAACAGAUAGGCCUGACGACAGCUGAAUAUUACAGUGUAUAGACACGUUGUCAGUUUGAAUAUAUCCGUGCUUAGAUAAGCUUAUAUCACUUGUUGCUUAUGCCUAGUAAAUUUCCUAAAAAUAUAUUUGAAUUAAAACGAAAAGCUGUAUUCACUGAUUUUGAGGAAGGAGCAAAAAAUUCCAGAUUUUAAUAAUUAAACUAUGAUAAUUAAGCAUAACUGUUACAGCUAAAAUGUAGUUAUCACAGGAACCCCCUUCCCACAUUUUUAUGUCAGUCGUAUUGCCAGAUGGGAUAACCAGGAAUCAGAUAGAUCAGAUAUAUGUAUUAAAUUAAAUUAAGAAAAGAUUCAGGAAAUUGGCAAAAGACACUAGGUGUAGGAACCCAAUGUUCAGUACUAAUAGCGACAGCAAGGUGAAAUUUGAGAUGCACUGAACUGUAAACUUGGUUUAUUACAAGAACAAGCGAUUCACUGAAAUCCAAAUAUAUAAAUUCACUAAGUAAAAUGAAAUAGAAGUCGAAUUACAACAAAUGCAAAGGCUAAAUGAAACAUGAACAAUACUCGCAAGUUUUUUCGUGCCUUGUCUGCUAAUAGUUGAAUGAACAAGCAUACAUGUAAAUAAAACUGAACUCAAACAGAACCAUGUGCUUUUCUGAAAUUCAAUUUCUAAGUUGUGAACACGAAACGUGCAGUCAGCUGUGAACGUUAUAAGAGACUCACUGAAAAUAAUGUUCACGUUUAAAUCAAGAGUUUAUCCCAGUCACUGCACUAGGGUAUAGAGGUCUGUAGUCAUCGGAAGUGACCAUUAUCUUGUAUGCACAACAUUCAAGUGGAGACUGAGGAACCAACCAAAGGGGAAGAAAGAAAUUAUGGUACAUGUACAUGUAAAGUUGCCAAGCUGAAAAAUGGAAACAUCUUCAAGACAUGUGGCAUAAUCCUGUGGAAGGGAUACCAGGUGCUUGUGGAUUAAGGGCUGGCAGAGGAAGAAGAUGAAGAAAUUCAUGUAGAUUGUGACUUUAAGGUGAUGGAGAGUGUAUGCACUGACAGUGCAGAAACAGUAAGUUUUAGGUAGAUUUUGGAAGAGAACCUGUUGAUCACUGGAGAAAAAGUAACCUUGUAGGUCAUGUGGUAGAAAGCAAAAAAAAAUUUCUGGGUACACAAUCAGAAGGAGUCAAGCGGCAACUACAUGACAUUUAAGGGCAAAGUAAAGAGAAAAUAACAGAGAAAUUAAGAUGAACUAAAAAGCAGAUAAAAGGAAAUGGAUGGAGAACAUCGCAGAUGAAGCAGAAGAAGCUGCAAAGGCCCAACACAUACAUGUACAAUGUCAAGGCAUGAGACAUAAUUUGUAGUGAGACACGGCAUUACCUGGGCAGCAUAAGGAAAAAGAAGAGGAAGACCCAAGACUACCUGGAGGUGCACAGUUUAAAAAAAGAAGACAGGAAGUAGGAUGGCAAAUCUGGGACGAAGUGUGGAGGUCAUUGUAGCUAACGUUUUUAGUUUCGAAUUAUGUGCUUUAUGGGUGUGAAAGGUCUUAUCAAAAAUAUUAGAAGAAACAUUCAUAUUCAUUUCAUUUUAUUUAUAUAUGUACUCUGUUGUUUAGAGUUAAUUGAAACCUUAUCAAAGAAUGGCAUGUCUGCUGGAGGUACUCACAAAAACAAGGAGAGUAAGGACAAUGUACGUCACAGAUCAGCAAAUGGCUCUGCAAAUUGGGAAGCCGCCAGUGAGGAAAAAGACUAUACACAAGAACAGCUUCAGGCUGUCAAAAAGUAAGUUGAAGUUUCUCCUUCUCCACCCCAUCCUGGGGUGAAAAUACCAAUGAACCCUUUAAGUCCCCAUGGUGACCAACAUCAAUUUUCUCCCAACAAUAUUCAUACCUUGUCAAGAGAUUAGGUUAUGAGAAUUUAUGAAAUGAUCAUUAAAGAGAAAAUGCUUUGAUCUGUUAUCAAACUCUCUCAACUAAUUCUUUAAAAAAAUGUAUGAAGAUCAGUAUGGAGAAUUUAUAUGUGUUUAUUGGGGCUUGAAGGAUUAACUCGUAGUUUGAGGGCCACAAGUUAUUCACUCUUGGCACUUUUAAGAAUUAGCAUAUAGAGUUGUGUGACACACAUGGCUGUCAUACAGUGAAAAUUGAACUGCUGCACAGUCAAUGCAACUGAUUUAACUGAAUCACAGUCAAACCUCCAUUUGCUGAUUUUUUAAUCCUAUUUAAAAAUUAUCUAUGUAGGGAUGUCACUAAGAUUUCAAGUUGGCGGGUUAAUACAUGUACUACAAGUACGCAGGGAAUCAGACAGCUAGUGAUUUCUUUGGUUAUAAUUCAUAUCUCUUUUAUUUUCCUAUGAAAGUAGCCAUGGGCCACAUUUUAAAAAGUAGCUGGGGAGAACCUUGGUCCCCACCACUUAAUGACAGCCUUGUCUAUGGGUGCUUGUAUUAUGUCAUUCUCCUUGUACGUAGAAAAUGCACAUGUACCUCAUGCACUGCCACAUAUUAAAGGAUGAAAUACGAUGUCAUGCAUGUCCUUUAUUUUAUUCUCCCUUCUUCUUAGUAUCAAGAAAUGCAAAGAUUAUUACGAGAUUUUGGGAGUGAGUAAAGAUGCUUCAGAGGCUGAUUUGAAAAAGCAAUAUAAAAAACUUGCACUACAGUUUCACCCAGAUAAAAACCGAGCUCCUGGGGCAGCAGAAGCCUUCAAAGGUUGGUACAGAUACUUUUAGGCCCUGUUUACAUUUUACAUGUGUCUCAGUAGGACAAUGCACGAUAAUGUCAUUUUACGAUGACUACCAGGGUUGCUGUGUUUUAAACUUCAAGGGGAUUGACAAAUUUAAAUAAGAAAGUGAAAACAAGAUGAAUUCUGGUAGUUGUACAUGUAGUCAAAAUAAUAAUUAUUAAUGUUUUUCAUGAUGAAAAUGACCCAUUAAGAAUGACCAUUGUCUAAUGUGUUUUGCAGUUUUCUUGUGGGGUUACCCUAGCUGGCAUAAUCUGCUGAUAAUGUACUAUUCGAAUCAAAUUCAAUUUUGUUAAACUCUUAAGAAUAAAGAUAAGCGAAAAAUUUUUAACACUGGAGCAAAAUCUCGAUGUUGCCAUGACAGCAUUAUCAAGUGAUAAAGACAAAAGCUAAAAACUGACCUUAUAUAUCCGGUUUAAAGUGACAAAAUAAAUUAGAGAACAAAAGUAACAUGUUUGCAUGUGUAAAUGAAAAUAUUUUAAACAAACAGUUUUGCUUGGAUGAAAUCUGAUUGUGUGUUUAAGCUUGGUUUCUUCUCCUUUGUAAAAAGCAUUUUGUAAAUCAGACAGUCUAAUUUUCCUUUGCACUUCUUGAGUCCUUAUCUUUACUGUUAAAUGUACUAUUCAUAGAAUUUAAUGUUCUGUUCUCCCUUACAGCAAUCGGCAAUGCAUUUGCAGUGUUGUCUGACACGGAUAAAAGGAGAAGAUAUGAUCAGUUUGGUGAUGAGAAUCCUCAACCACAAGUGUCCAGGGACCGUUAUGAUUAUGCAAGAGGUUUUGAAGGUUAGUGAUCUCUCUGGGUACAGGGCUGUCAAAAAGUUUUUAAGUACCCGGCUGAUAAUGAAUCGUACGCAGCUUUGGAACUCGCACCAAAGGCACAAGUUCUUGAAGGGCCGCUUUACAAUGUGCCUAGGAACAGCUUGAAAAUUAGAGUCUUGGAAAUGGCCUUUCUUGAGGUUUUCAAGAGGUACACUGUAUUUUCCACUGCGGACGCCAUGUUGUUUCGUCAGAAUACGGGCAAGACUGGGAACAAUGCUGUCGAAAUGUCCCAGGCAUUCCACUAGGGAAAUAGCUUGGUUCAAACGUUUCAUAGAUCUAAACCUGUUUAAAUAAUUAUGCUUUCAAUGUCAUUCAAAACUGGGAAAUGGUUGCUUUACAAUAUUUUAUUCCAUGGCGCUUAUGAAUUGUUUUGUUAGCAGUAUGGUAGAAAGAGAUGAAAGUAGCUGGCUAAGGAUGGCUAACUAGCCUUCUGUUUUGGCCGGCUACCGGCCCUUAUUGACAGCCCUGUGGGUACCAGAGGUUUUUUCUUAUUUAUGGGAGUCAGCUGACAUACGUUCAGCUGAAGACGGAAAGAACGAAACAACAGAAACUGGGCAUGAAAAGUCUCUGGCAUCCAGGUUAAAGAUAAAAGCGUAAUGGGGUGCUGCCAUGUUGUGUAUUUAUGUACUUAUGUUCAUGUUGGAGAGAAUACUCAACUUAUGCAGCAUAAUAAAAUAAAUAGACUGUAUUAUAAAUGGACUGUAAAAUUUUCUGUUACAAAAUGCGAUACAUGUAGGUGUUACAUGGCAAGGGUAUCAUAACAUUAAUAAAAUUUCAGUAUAAUUAGUUUGCUUCACUCUUGUUGUCUAAAGAGGCAAAAGGGUCAGAAAAAAAUAUAAGAAAAUAUAAGACAGUUUCUUAUAACUAUAAUAGUAAACUUACAAUGUACACUGUACAUGAACAUUAAUGAUAUAAAUGGUACUGUAACCUUACAGGAUUUUUGCGACCUUGAUAACCUCUGUAUUUUUUAUGUAUGUAGCUGAUAUUACUCCUGAAGAGUUAUUUAAUAUGUUCUUUGGUGGAUUUGGUGGUGCAACUAUGUCAGGAGGUAAGAAGGCCUUUUUUAUACUCUGUACUUGUAUACCGGCUUUCAUGCUUUCUUUGUGUAGUUAGUAAAUAUUAAAUUUUUGUCAUCUUUGUAGGACGUAUGUAUUACCACAGGAGACAACAAGGAAGGCGACAUGCACAUCAGCAGUACCAUGAAGAGGAAGACAAUGAACCAGUGAGUUGACGUUACCCUACCAUUAUCCACACACAAAUUUUCCGGACUGAUCUCCAUACAUUUCCUUUAACAGUUAGUUGAGAGAAGUUGAUAUAAGAUUAAAGCAUUUUCCCCUAGUUCAGCUUUAUUUUUAUUAACAAAUUUUUAUAUCCUUGUCUGCUGAUCACUUUAACCCUUUAAGCCCUAAUAGUGAUCAGCAUCAAAUUUCUCCUUGUAAUAUCAAUGCUUUGUAAAAUAGAGUGGUCAUGAGAAUUACAGACAUGAUCACACAUGAUGAAUUUGCUUGAUAUUUUAUCAACUUCUCCCCACUACUUAUGUAGGAAAUGAAUAGGGGCAACAAAUGAGAAUUCAAAUUUUGAUCUUAGGGUUUGAAGGGUUAAAUGUACAUUGUAUGUUGUAGUGAAUUGUUGAUCUCCGGUAAUAAUUAUUUAGCAAAGAUUACCAUACCCACAAACAAAAGAAAAAUAAAAAGGACCGCAGAUAAAAAUUGACUGCAACAUGUACAGUACACUGUUCAUUUUGAUAAACAUUAUUGUUAUAGUGUUACCUCUGCAUCCUGUGUCCCUGAAGCAUAGAAAUCCCCAAAGAUCCAAACAAAUUCAUGGCAUGCAUACCGUAGGAUGCAAAGAUGGAUCGAGCGAUCUGACCGGUGUAUUAGUUGAAAUAUCAAAUUCGUGUAAUUUCUUUGGCAGUUAUUAUGGCUGUCAUUUAAUGGUGCAUUCUUUCAGCCUGUGUUGUGCUUUAAAAAAAAAAGGGCUAUAUUUUAAUUUCACUAUACUGUAAUGUAAUACAGAGUUUUGGAGUCUGUCUUCAGAUUUACUGUCUGGUUACAAUGUACAUAAGGGGCCAAGCAUUUUCAUUUUGGGACUGGUUUUUGUCACUCGUUUUUUUAACUUUGACUCAUUGGUUUUUGACUGGGACUCAUGAUUUUUCACAAGAUGAGUCCCACGUCUCACCAUAACUAUUCGUAACAAAAUCACUGUUGUUGGAAGAAAAAUUGAUGCUGUUCACUCUUGGCACUGUAUUAUGACUGUGUUCAGAGUGCAUGGUAUUGUGUAUGUGAAACUUCUAUUAGUAUUCUGUCUGAUGAACCUGCACAUCCAGGGACUAUUGGUACAGUAUAUUUUCCUACAUAUACUGUGUUUGUUAAUUAAUUAUGUAGUGAACAUUCAAAGCCUCUCAUUUACGUGUACAGAUAGUAAAGUGCAGUACAUGUAUAAGUAAACUUCAUAAUACCUGGCCGCUCAUUUGCAUCUCAUUGAAUGUCCCUAUUUUGAAAAGGAAAAAAAAAAUGGAUCAUGAAACGAAUCAUUCAAAUCAAACGUACGAAUUUUACAGGGUUAAGAAUCCCAACUGGCUGUAGGCAAACCAUAUGGCUAUUUACAAGUGUGGUUGGGGAUUUGAACUCCAGACUAUCGAGAACAAAUCCAGCUACAUGUACAUGUAGUAGUUAGGGCGGAAUUUUAUCUCGGGACUUCCAUUUUGCUAAGUCCAGAGCUCUAACUACUUAACCACGGUGGCUCUUUAUUUGAAACGUUCCGACAAGUGUCUGAAGUUGCUCCAAAAAUUUUUAUUUUUUGCCAGUGAAUGAUACGUUCAAAUGAUUGUUCUCAUUAUAUUAUUUUUCAGCCUCUGGUGCAGACAUUGUUCCAGUUUUUGCCAAUCAUAUUGUUAGUGUUAUUAUCAGUGAUGAGUAGCUUCUUAUUACAGGAUCCACCCUAUUCCUUAUCAAGGACAGGGUAAGUAAUACAAGCACAAUAGAGAGACUUAGAUUUGAGGACGAGGACGACUACGAGUACGAGAUUUUCUCAAUACUUUGUAGUGCUCGCGCGUGAAACAGCAUCAUUUUGGCGGGAAAACGUGAUAGCCGUCGUCGUUCUGCUACUACGAGUUUUGGCAAGAAUGUUGUAGUGGCGGGAACAAGUUAUCAAAUGUAAGAAGUUUUAUCAUUUUCCUUUCGGAAGAGGGCUUAACCUCCUUCAGUAUAAAUAACCGUACUAACUUUUGUACGGAAAAAAAGUUAAGUGAAGCUUUCCGGGAUGUCUUUUGUUUUGACAACACGCGCAAAACCUUUAAGUUAAAUCUCGUCCUCAAGUCUAAAGCUCUCUAUUAGAAGGCAUUAAUAAAACCUGGAUCAGACUGGAUGGGAUUAACUCCUGUAUAUCACUAAUUGACGAAAGGGCAGGGGUAGGGUCACUGGUCCGAUCCAGGCUACCCCUACUGCACUCGAUAAUUAAAUUAUGCACUGUGCAGGAGGUGCCUUCCUCGUUGCCUACAGAAAGUGUACAUUAAUGUUGGCUGAACUUGUUUUUGAAUUCAUAAAUUCCACUUGACAUUUAUUUAGAGCAACGGCCUACCAUUUUGGUAGGUACAUGUACAUAGACCUCGUCACACAGAUCCGGAUAAAAUUUAAAACGCGCCCUCUCUCUCCGAUUUGGCUUACCGUCUACUCUAAUCCGGAGCUAGGACGGUCUCAGGCCACGUUCGUAUGAAGAAAACGUUACUUACCCCGGGUAGAACUGGGUCAAUGCUAGCCUCGCAUGCUGACGUUCUUAUGCGGCUUCGUCACUCGUUCGAGGGGCAAAACAUGCAUUUUUAAAAUGGCGAGUAAUGAUAACCUAUACAAACAAAGUAAACGUCUGUUAAGCUCUUUCAUUUAAUUAAAAAGUAGAUUCAGCGCGUCAUCACUUUGGACAACAAUCUAAAAAGUACCAAACAUAACUGCGGGAGGAACGUUAAUACUCAGAAAGUCAGAAUUGAGUCUGAAGUCAAAAAUCAGAAAUACAGAGUUCAAACUUUGUAAGAUUGAAGUCUGAAGUUUGGAGUCUGAAGUCUCAACUGAAGUUCCCCCUCGGCUUUCGUAUACCCCUCCCCCAAAGCGAAACACUCUCACCGCUUCCUACCUUCUUUCAAACUGCCUUAUUCACGCUCAACAAGUCAGGUCUUUUUAUUUUUUUCAGUUCUUAUUAUAUUCAGAGAGAAACGGCGCGACGGAGAAUAAGCUACUACGUACAGGUAGGAACUAGGGACGUUUUACUUACUGGUUGCCCUUACCUAGUAAUCUUUUUCUUCUAACGUCCAGUUUUUGUCUUACUUUAAUCCGAAUCCUUUAACCGGUUCACUUCAAAAAGUGGCCAAGGUCAGGACUCAACAAAAAAUUCAUUUAGUUUGUAGAGUGAUGAAAAACACCGUGUUAAACGGUAUACUUACUAAAUACUACCGUACACCCGUACAUUCUAAGAUGCAUAUAGCAAAUACGAAAAGUACUUGACAAUUGACCUCAAAAGUGGCCAACGCGGCUACGUAUUCUUCAAAUAGCGCAGUCGCGCGGGCGCGAAACUCCGAGGGAAGAAAGAAAAAAACAUACAGCUCUAUGUAAAAUUCUACCCAUAAAUCUAUAAACAUCAUCUGUCGAAAUAAGAAACCAAAAAAAUGCGAUUACAAACUCCGACAGAGGUACAACUUUACAGAUCUCCCGCCAGAAGCUUUAACAGCCACGAACUUUCCCACCCAUCUACAGAAAUAAACACCGUACGAAAUUUUUUUUUUUGUUGGUAUAUCCAAAUCGCCAGAAUUAUCAUUUUCCUCCGUUAUGUUUAUCACGUUACGGUGUUUUACAGUACUGAGGUAUUAUGGUUACACGGAAGUUUGUUUCCCGGAAAACUUACUACAUGCAGCGCGACUUUUAGGCGGAAAAUUUUAUAGCCACUCUUCUGAAUGGUACGUUUCUAGGAAACUGCCCAUCUACCCCUCCAUGGCUAUGUCAGUCCCACAGUAAAUAAUUCCACGAAAGAAGUUGUCACUCCCCAGAUAAAGUUAUUCUCUAGGAAAAAGCCCUAAUGUUGCCACAACUGAAGUGAUUUUUGCCUUGAUUCUUCGUGAAACUAGGUAGAACUGUAGGUCGGCUGCCCGUUAAUUAUUCUUUCAUUUGAUUUUAUUACAGGAAGGAUUUGAGGAAAAAUACAUGGAUAAAAUAACGAGUCUGGAAAGAAGGAUAGAAGAAGAUUACAUCAGCAGACUUCAGUCACAGUGUUUUAGAGAAAGACAAUAUAGUAAGUACAAUAAAAUAGUUUAGGUAGUGAUGUCUUGUCGUUUACUUGGGUAGGUGACGUCUAUUUCCUUUUCGUAAACGGUCUUUGCCAUUUUUAACCCUUUAAGCCGCAAUAUCCACAUACGAAUCCUCCAAAUUGAUCUCUACAUAUUUCCUUAAAGAAUGAGUUGGGAGAAUUUGACAAAAGAUCAAAGCAUUUCUCUUGGGUGAUCAAUUUAUUAAUUCUCAUAACGUAAUCUCUUGACAAUCUAUGGAUAUGUUUAGGAGAAAAUUGAUGUUGGUCACCACUGGGACUUAAAGGGUUAACGGUCGAUGCCACGAUUGGUAACCAAGCCUUUAGUCACGAUAGAUGUAGUAUAUUCCCAUGAUUAAAUUACAAUGAGGCAAAUAAUACGUUUUUCAAUAGUCCUAGAAAGAACGACACUGAAUCCCAAGUUGAAUUUACAUUAAAAGUUAUGAAAAGGGCUAGGGUCUCUUGUUAUUGAUGUAACAGUUAGAAAGACAGUUUGCUUGUGUAUGUACUUAAAUUUUUCCGAAUUGUGGCGGGUCGGUGUCGUAGUGUAGUGGUGAGAGAGAGAGAUUAGGAUACGAAUGGUCCUGGUUCGAGGUCCAGGUUCUACCCUGGGUUGGGAUUUUCUUUCUUUUUAAAAGAAACAUUCUCAAAAACAGGUCAAAAAUUUUCUACGUGUCUUAGAGACGGAAGCGACCUUUUAAGAAAGGGACAACUGCGUAGGUGACACUACAAGAAAAGGAAAAAGAAAGAAGUCCAACGGGGACGUGCUAACUGUUCAUCAGUUUUGCAUGAGAAUACUUUUUCGUUGCUUCUGCUUCUAUUAAACUCCUCGAGCAAACACCUAAAAUAAGGGCCGUCGCCAAAAUUUCAAGUUGCCGUCUAUAUGGAAUUAAUUUAUUAGCAGGCGGGGAAGUAGACAGCUUAGACGUUCUUUUGGAUGGAUAUGCUUGUAGUAGCCGGGAAAUUCUCGGGGAAACUGAUCCCCGUCCUCGGGCCCUUGUUGAUAGCGCUGAAGUGAAAUAGCAGUCACUGUAUGGUAAUUACACCGUACGCAUACCGUAAAUCCGUAAAUCCUCUAUUAAGACCCCCCGGGGGGCUUAUUUAUUUUAAUCCCAUUUGAGGCGGGGGGGGGGGGGGGGGGGUUAACAGGGACGGGGGCUUACACUGUAUUUGAAAGGGGGGUUUAUUUAAUUCGGAACAGACGAUGGUAUCAGUUGUCCUUAAGUGGAAAAGCUCAAGUACAAGAAGAGUGGAGGUCUUGCAGCCGCGGAUCAGAAUCAAAUCCGAACUUCCAGUUGGUAAAUCAAUAAAUCAUCCCGUAUCAGUCCACACGAAGUUUUACAGUCGUGAUUGAUUAAUACAGUGUAUCAUUUCUUAGUGAAGAAUAAUUAUGGGACGGGAGGGGAGGGGUCUUAAUAGAGAGAGGGUGGUCAAUAGAGGAUUUACGGCAGUUUUUAGUCUGCCUGGUAAGCGUUCGAUUUCGACAGGAAGUCCUUCGCGUUCUUGUGCGUGCGAUUUCUGUCUUUCCCCUUCUGUCUCGAAAUAUGCCUUUUACACAGGCUAGCCCCCUUUGCACUGGCACCGCUUGCCUUCGUAAGAAUGUGACAAGAACCCCUUUCUUUAAAGCAUUCGUAACGAACAUUUCGUAAAUAAAGCUUAUUUUUAAGUAUCGUUAUGUAAACUAAUGCAAAAUUUCAGAAGAUAACGAAUUCAUUACGAUCGAACAAGCGCUUUCCCUUUCGAAUGUAAAAAUGUCUUGCCUAGUUUUGUAAACAGUAUCCAAGACGAAUUAAGCUAUAUAGUACUUCGUGUGGCUCUUAAUAUCAAAACAGAAAAGGACAGGCUUUUUUUUCCCUUCACUUAAAUAAUUAUAUAACAUUUAAAGUCAAAGGUAUUUUGCAAACGCAUUUUUAUUUAAAUUGUGGCUUGAUUCUAGUUGAUAAGUCUUAUCUCCGCUAAAAAAUAAUGUUUAUCUCUUUAGUGAAAUUGCCGUUUAUUGUCGUGCGUGGGCUCGAUUUAAUGGAUCUGACAAACUUCCAAGUAGCCUUUAGGUAUCACGACAGGCGUGAUCAUGAGUUUGAGAGGCCGCCAGUUUGAUAUGACGGACAAAGUCUUAGCCUCCUUAGUGCUUCGUACGCGUCACGCAUUCUUUCCAUGCGCGUGACGAAGACCUAAACUGUAAGAAUGUUAGUGAGCUUACGCAACAGGACAGCAGGAAGAAGAGGACGGCAAAACGCUUGUGUGUGACAAACGUGACAGGGCUAUUUCUUGCGUGUUUUGUCGUAAUUCUCACUUAACAUUAAUAUUUUCUGGUCUUUUACAAAAAAGAUCUUUUUAAAGGAAGGUGAAGUUUGGCAGAAAGUUAUGUCAAACAAAAUUAUUGUCACGCUUGUCACACAAGGUUUGCCAUAUUCUUUCUUCUCCCGUGCUGUUGCGUAAGUUCACUAAUGUCUGCGUGGAAGGGCAUAGCUAAGUUAGGCGAAUUUCAAACCGCCAUGAGGUUCGUAAUGUUCACCUGUUAAGCAACGAUAAGCUACAGGCGCAUCUGGUAAGUUAUAGCAACGUCCUUUUACCAUGAAAAGGAGCAUUACCCUCCUUUGCGUGCUGUAUACAAUUCUUGAAUCUCGAAUAGUUCCUUUUCCCGGAAAUUUCCUGUCUUAAAAAUCAAGCAGGUGUUACAAUCUUUAAAGUUUUCCUUUAUUUUUCGUUUUAAUUAUUAUUCUAUAUCUUUCCUAAUUGGACCAAUUAAUCACUCAGCUUUGCUACAAUUAUCGUUAUUUUUAUUUACUUCCCUAGUAUGUUUUCAUUAAAAUUUUCUAAUAAGUUACAUUUUUCGUUUAUUUUCUAAUUCACACCUGUAUUGGUUUUUCUUUUGUUUGACUUUUAUCGGUAAAAAUAAUUUCUUGGCGACAUGCACUCAUUAAUUUAAUCGUCAUUUAUCUUACCGAUGUAUUAACGGAAAAAAACAUUUUAAUCUGCAAAACCUAUAAUUUCCAUCCCGACUGUAUAUUGGAUCCUUUUUUCCUUGUCGGAUUUUUUUUCGUUAAAUGUUCAGCGAACAAACACAAACUGACGGAAAUACAUUUCCUUGUUUUAUUUUGUCAAAACUCACGUUAUCCUUAAAGUAAGUUUCUCAGCACGCCAUUUCAGUUGAAAGCUUCAAACUUCCUGAAGUCGCAAAUUGAUGCAUACCUGCCUUUAUUUUUCUUUUCAUCCUCUCGAUUUUUCACAAAAUGACGCAUUUUCCUUUUCCUUUCUUGGUUGCCUUUGUAGUCACAGCCCUCACUGCCUCAUUCAGUACAUCAACAUAGCCUCGCUGUUUUAAUGCGGAACACUCGAUGUACUUCAAUGCACCUAUUUUUCGUGCCAUUUUCUUGGCUUCCUUCUGCGUAACCACCUCGGCAGGGUGCUGGCCGCCUCCACCUUUCCCGCGCUUUUUCUGCUCGUCACGGAGAUCCAGCUUUGUGCCUAUAAGAACUAUGGGAGCUUUUGGUGCGAAUUGUGUCACCUCUUUGCACCAUUUCUUUUCGACGUUUUUAAACGACUCCACAUCAACGAGAGAAAAACAUACACAGAACACAUCGGUUUCAUGAUAAUUUCCCUGCCUUGCUGCAGCUUUCUCCUCUUGUGAUUCAGUGUCCCACAAUUCCAGUUGAUAGAUUUUCCCGUUGAUGUCGAUGUUAGCGAUGUAAGCGCUUGUGAAGGAUUCCACUUGCUUACGCGACAGAUUGUUGGAGCUGUAACACAACUGUAAUAACAAACAUGUCUUCCCUGUCCCGUUAUCUCCGAGAAAAACGCACUUUACUUUCCUCUCGACGUCUGUAUCCUUAUCAGUUACAACUGCAACUCCGUCGGCCAUGUUUCUUGUCACAAGAAGAACAGGAAAGUGCAACGUUUCACCGAAGGGAAGCCGGAUGUCGUAUUUCUUCAGCGAAUAUUGUUUUCUGUUGUUAUUUUUUGUCGUUCCCCUGUUUGGUGCGACUCCGUUUGACCGUGGCGAAAAUUUCUUUUCCAAGCGAUAGUCAGACGACUACUAAAAAAAUUGCUAACUCCUCUUGCCAAGGAACGAUAAAAAUAUCCGGUUAAAAUUCUUACAGACUGCAGCUCUGUCGAGGCGAAUUCCGGAUAUUUUGCCAGCGAUCCUUGUGGUUUUUUUCCCUUACUUUUAUCGCCACUGCUUGACACUAAAAAAUAUCAGUUUUCCUCGCUUUAUAUUUACCCAAGAAGUCGAAAAAAGCGAUGUCUCGAGCGUUCGCUGGUGUUUUGCUCGCAGAAACAGCGGAUAAAGAUUACUGCUCGUGAGACGAAACCUGAUAUUUUAGGUUAAUAAUUCUUGGAGCCAUCAGCGAACCUGAAAUGGACAUUGUCACGCACUAGUGUCGCCUUUUCUUGCCAAAAAUCAACAGCGUGAAGUUUCUUUGGGGUUUUCCUUCUGCAGCGUCGCUUUUUUAACGUGUUGAGUUCAGGCUCUCAUGGAGUAGGGCAGGGUGUAAUCAAAAAUAUAAGGUGAAACUGCUUCAUAGUCUGCACAGAGACCGCGGUGGCUGACAUCGAGGAUUAUUUAUAAACAAUGCUUUGAAAUAUUGUGACGUUGUAUAGAGAUUAGCAUUUAUAGUUAUCCAGUCGGCGAUUAGAUCAGGUGAAAAAUUUGCGUCAAACAAAUACCUCGAACGUUCAUCUCUUUUCGGCUUUCGAUCCAUAUGACAUGUCUUUCCAUUUUGUUCAUUUUCAGUUUUUUUUCUCUUUUUUUUCAUUUUCCCUUAUCAAACCAGAAUGAAAUAUAUUUUUAAAACCUUUGCGUUUUGAAUUAUUAAUGGUCGCGAUUGUGUCUGUAAUUUGAAAUAAUUUUUCCACUUCAUAAAAUCCUUGAGGACUCAUUUCCAUAUUUUUAUUUUUUCUUUGCAGUUGAAUAAAAUUAAUAAUCAGUCCCUGUCUGGCUGAAUAUUUUUGCGAAAUGACACGAUACGUUGAUUCUGGGUUGAUUAUACUUUUGCAUACUGGGUUUCCAUUCAACACCAGUUUAUUUACUUGCGAAUCUGUGAAUAUCAUGCUGUUUCAUUGUUUUUCUGUGAUUUUGAUUUAAGGCAUAAAAUUGUACUCUAAUACACCGUAUUCUCAUGUUUCAAUCCGGCUCCAAAGAUAAAUAUUAGGCCUUUGUUUACUGCUGUUAUUAUAUUUAAUCGUCAGCUGAUUUUUGGACCUUUAAGUCUAAAAUAAGCCUUUUUCUCUCCCUUAUCAAAGAAUAUCUCUGUUGGUUGAAUUGCUAGAGCUUGUUUGCGAGGCAAGGCGCGUUUUGCUCUUAACAUCUUAAGCUGUUCAAGCAUUAUGAUAUUUUUACGCUUCAAACCAAUAUUUUAAAAGCUGUGAAAAUUUGCAUAUAAACUUGAUUCUUGUGGAUAGAUCUGUCGCUUAACUUUUUCUACUUUACGUGUAAAUUUUUUUUUCGAUUAAGUGGUGGUCGAGGCGGUACAUUUAUCACGCUAAUCCGCAUUUAGAGUUCACCUUAAACAAAUGUAAAAUAUAGAUUUAUCUUGUUUGAUAUUUGAUGGUAUGCUGUGAAUUGUGUUCAAUAUCUUGGACCUUAAGUUCCUUAGUGAUGGUUUUUAAAUAAUUAUACGGUUGAUUUAGAUGCGAAAAUAAAUAUAGGUAUUGAGAAUAUGACUGUAUACUUAGACGCGUCCAAUUCUUCGAAAAAUUACUGAUUUGACACUUAAUCGUUUCUCAUUCUUCUACUGAAAUUUUAACCCAGCUUUGACUCAAGUUUCUUUUUUUGCGUUCUCGGCAUUCUUUCGGUGUUUUUUUUAAAACCUCAGAAAUCGUGCUUAUGGUCAAAUUAAGGCGCCGACCAUUCGACUUUUGAGGGGAAGGGGGAGAGGGGUACGGGUGAUUUCAGAAGGAAAUAUCUUGCAGACUGAUUUUGAGGGGGAAAAAUAUCUUGCGAAGAAAUACCUGGGGAAAAACUAUCUUGCACCGAAAACACACCGGUAUAUGUUGGGGAAAAAAGUUUAGAGGUUUGGGGAAAAGAAGUCUUACCCAAACCAAAUCACCCGUAGCCCCUCAUAAGUCAAAUGGUCGACUUCUAAUGCGAUUUCCUCAAGAAUGCUAGUGUUCCUCCAAUUUUUUAGAAUGAGGCCAUCGUGAUAGUAGAAAUACCUUCCUAUUAACCGAUUUUGUGAUACGUUCUGGAAGUUUUUGUUUUAUGGCGCAAGCCAGGAGCCCACCCAAGCGCGUUAAAUCAACAGAAAAAAACAAGGAUCCUUAAUGCAGGUAACGGAGAGAGAAAAUAAGCUACCGGAGCCCUGAUACGGCCUGAAAAAUUGACUAAUCACAACACACGCACCUACAGAGAGAUCUAUUAGGGGAUAUUUUAUUGAAAGUAAGAAGACAAAUUAUGAAAAUUGGUUUUGAAAAAUUGGACUUGGUGUGUUGUUGGUACACUCGUUCCCAGGUCUCCGUGCGUGAAAUUUGUCCCUGUUGAAAAACUCUUUAUCCGUUUUAAUGGCUGUUUUUUGUUUUUGUUUUCACUUUUCCUAAUUACUUUGUUUAUAUGUUUGUUUAAGGAGAGGAAGUCCGAGCUCGGGCGCGGUUUUGGCGCGAUCAGCAAUUACUGGAUCGAGCAAAUGCCAUGGAAAUGAGAUCCUGUGACGCUCUGGAGAGAAUAGCAGUAGCUGGAUGAUAAUACAGUGUAAUUACCUUUACCAAAGGCCAUAAUUAACAAUGUUUGACCUCUAGAAUAAUUUUUAUAGUGUACGUAUAUUCAGUGUCAGGUCUCCUUCGCCUGAACGCCCUAACAAGGCUAGUCUUUACAAUGCCUAUGCCGAUGUUCUCUCUAAUGUAACAGAAAAAUGCAGUCGAACCUGCGUUUCCUCUCUACUAACGGCCAUCUUUAC
Messenger RNA from Porites lobata, 16073 nucleotides. Lineage: Eukaryota; Metazoa; Cnidaria; Anthozoa; Scleractinia; Poritidae. The record is from the annotation of a GenBank genome assembly.